AUGCGUGCAUUACACGCCCUGGGGCUGUUAUCAGCCCUGGUCUCUUCACAGUCCGAUGGCGAUGAUAGCGGGAGCGAGAUCGAGCUUGAGACGCGUUCGAGAACGGGUCGACCGAUCAAGCAAGUGCGCAGCGGGCAGGACCAGUUCCGCGAUGUUUGGACCACGAAUCAGAUCGUCUCGACGGACACGAUCAAAGUCGGCUGCGGCGGUUACGGCCAAGUGGCCAUGAUGUACCUGCUUUAUAUCAAAAACAACACGCUCGACGACUCCGUCAACAAGCGAAAGAUCGUGAUGCAAGUGUUUCCAAGUUCCGGAACAGCUGGCGAAGGAUAUCAAGGAAGAGUUCAGAAGUCUUCUAUUCAUGGAUCGGAUGUGACUUUCACCAUUUCGGAUUUGACUCUCGACGAUGCUGGCUACUACUACUGCGAGAUCCACAACCAUGGCAACAGACCAACGAUGACGGAUCUGACCGAAAUCGUCAUUUGGGUCCAACCAAGUCCGCCAGCCUUGACCGUCGACGAUCAUUUCUGGUCAUCGGAAACGACGAAAAACGACACUGGAGUCGAUUAUUCGAAGGAGCAGCUAAUCGCGACUUGCCGAUCUGAAGGUGGUUUUCCCGCUCCGGAGCUGAAAUUCCUCGACAUUCAGACAGGAGAAGUCCUGACUGAAAAGAGCGACACGAAAUGCUUGCCGAACAAAGUGGAUAAGCGAAAGCAAGACUGCCACCUCCAAUACCGCGCAAUUAUCCACAAGUCGAUGAACAGAAGACAGCUGAAAUGUACGCUGCAGCACAAAUCCCUCCGCGGUAUUCAGCAGGAAGCCACCACAACGAUGAACGUCUGGUACCCACCCUUUGAUAUGCAGAUGAAGGGCAAUCUUACCGAGAAGACUGUCACGUGCUCUGCAAUUGGCCACCCCAAGCCUGUCUUUUACUACAGAAUUGGAAAGACUGGAACCAACAUCAAAAUGGCAGAGAUCGAUGAUUUUCAUAGGGAUCCAACUUCAGAACGAUACACGUCCAAAGCGUUUGUUUCGCAGCUCGGCGAUCUCGCCCAAAAUGAGGUGGUCUAUUGUGUCGCCCGCAAUGAUGCUCCGCCUGAGCUCCUCAAAUUUCAGCAAGUAGAAGAACUCUUUGCGCCUGAACCGCUUCUUGGCAAGAUGCAUUGGAUCAUUAUCGCAGCUGCUGGCGGCGCGUUUGUGAUCUGCCUUAUCAUCAUAAUUUGCUGUUGCUGCAGACGAAAAGACGAAGAUAACACGCACGACUCUUACGCCAAAGGAAGGAGCCAAUCCAAGCCCAAAAACAACUACGGGGAUCACACUCUUGCUUCCAACGCGUCUUAUGAUUAUCGACAACCAAGCCACGCUGGACCCCAAUCUAACGUUCAAGAAUACCUGAAACGCGCUGCUUCAAAAGAAAAGCUCGUGGACGACUACGAAGUCGCCUCCGCCGUCCAGUCAAAUUACUCAGACUACAUGAGCCAUGUCGCGCGAAGCCGUCAGCUCCUGGCACGCUCCCAAGAAAACCUCGCCGAUCAUCUUGGCGUCGAUGUGAACGAGGACGAUCUUCAAUCCGGAUCUGGGGUUCAACGAGCUGACUCAUUCGAGCCUUACGAUGAUCACCCAGCUCACGAUCACAGGAGCAAGUAUCAAGGCCAGCGAAACUACCAUCAAGACGACGAUGAGCACUUGUACGCCAACGACCCUCAAUACGAUAACAAUCAAUACCGCGAUAACCACUUUUGUAAUGCUCCGCGUGCGCCGGUAAUUCUCCGGCCGCACAAUGGCAGAUCCAAUCGACAUAGCUAUCACGACGAGAUCCAUCGUCAGAAAAGCUAUAAUAACUACGGAUAUAGCAGAUCGAGACUUAGUUAUCAUGACGAAGCCUCGCCGCCGCCGCCUCCACGGUACGAGUCAGUCAACCGCCACGGGGAUUUCUCUUCACCCCAGCUCAUUUAA
Molecule: messenger RNA, 1956 nt
Organism: Oikopleura dioica
Lineage: Eukaryota; Metazoa; Chordata; Appendicularia; Copelata; Oikopleuridae
Source: the annotation of a GenBank genome assembly